CUCGCGGUUCCACGGCAUGGUUCGCAUCUCUGACAACUGAGGUUUUGUGGCAGAGUUUCUGUAAUAUUUUGAGCCUCAAGCAGUCCAACCGCUGUUUUUGCAUGUUUUAUUUUAGCGGACUUCUGGAUUGUUUUGAAAACGCGCACACGGUGACACGAGUGACGGCACCUUGCCCGCGAAGUGGAGUCUCUCUAUUUUGACUUUGUUGGAGCAGCGCUUUCUUGAAGGUUCAUCAUCAGAUUGAGGAAGUCCAGAGGUUCCACAAUGACAGGACUAAUUCAGUUUUACCGAAAACCGGGGCUCUGCCCAAGUCAAAUUGAAUUCUUGAAAUCCAAGAUUGAGACGGUCGUUCAGCAGUCCAGCCUGGAAUCUGUGGUCACGGAAUUGUGCUUUUAUAUCGAAGCGGAGUCGAAAGAUUUGUCAGAGCAGGAAGAGUCGGUGCUGAAAUGGGUUUUGUCCGUGCCUUUUGAAGAAUCGUGCCUGACAAAAGACACAGGGCUCAACAAGGACGCUUCUUCACUUCUCAUUGAAGUAGGGCCAAGGCUCAACUUUUCUACUGCAUUGUCAACCAACAGUGUUGCAAUUUGUCAGUCCUUUGGAUUCACCGACAUAAAGCGCAUUGAGUAUUCCAUCAGAUAUCUGCUCACUUUCAAGGCCGGAUGUUUGCCGUCUGCUGAGGAAGAAGAGGAGGUUCUCAACUGUCUCCAUGACCCAAUGACCCAGUGCCGCUAUACCGAACCGCUGCAGACGUUUGACCUUCAUACGAACCCUGACCCUGUUUUUGAAGUUGACGUCCUUGGGAAGGGAAGGAAAGCCCUGGAGAAGGCGAAUGAGACUUUGGGGCUGGCAUUUGACCCCUGGGAUUUAGAUUACUACACACAACUGUUCCUGGAGAAAGUGCAGAGAAACCCGACCAGUGUGGAGUGCUUUGACCUGGCCCAGUCCAACAGUGAGCACAGCAGACAUUGGUUCUUCAAAGGUCGCCUGAUGGUGGAUGGGAAGGAGUGGCCAGAGUCGUUGUUCUCCAUGAUCAUGAACACACAGUCUUCCAGCAACGACAACAAUAUCAUCAAGUUCAACGACAACAGCAGUGCAAUCCGAGGAUAUGAAGUGAAGUCUCUCCUUCCUGACAGUGUUGUUGGGCCCGGCAAGUUUUCUGUGUCAGAGAAUGAAACGAGGCACGUCAUAUUUACUGCAGAGACGCACAAUUUUCCUACAGCCCUUGGAGUGGGAAGACAAGGAGGAGAAGUACCCUCCCAACUUUGCGCGGCCCCUGGACGUUCUCAUCGAGGCCAGCAACGGUGCGUCGGACUACGGCAACAAGUUUGGUGAGCCGGUGAUCACGGGGUUCGCUCGCUCAUGUGGGCUCGUGACGGCCGGCGGCGAGCGGAGGGAGUACGUCAAGCCAAUCAUGUUCAGCGGGGGUAUCGGGAUGCUGGACGGAGGUCAUGUGACGAAAGACGUGCCCGAGAAAUCCAUGGAAAUUGUGAAGAUCGGCGGCCCCGUGUAUCGGAUCGGCCUCGGGGGCGGGGCAGCAUCCUCGGUGCAGGUGCAGGGAGACAACCAGGCGGCGCGCGACUUCAGCGCCGUGCAGCGUGGCGACGCGGAGAUGGAGCAGAAGAUGAACCGCGUCAUUCGGGCGUGCGCCGAGCUGGGGGAGAAGAACCCGAUCCGCAGCAUCCACGACCAGGGGGCUGGAGGGAAUGGCAAUGUGCUGAAGGAGAUCGUGGAGCCGGCCGGCGGGGUGAUCCACGCGGAUCGCUUCCAGCUGGGCGACCCGACCAUCAGCGUGAUGGAGCUGUGGGGAGCGGAGUACCAGGAGAGUAACGCGGCCUUGGUGCGCCACAGUGACCUGCCCUUGGUCACGGCUAUCGGCCGGCGGGAGCGCUGCCCGGUCAGUCACGUUGGCACGGUGACAGGGACGGGCAGGAUUCAGCUGGAGAACUUCAGCCGAGACGUGAAAGGUGGAGACAACGGCCGGAAGCCUGUUGACCUUGAGCUGGAACAUGUCCUGGGCUCCAUGCCUCGGAAGGUGUUUGAGAUGAAGAAGGUGAAGCAAGAAUUCAGCCCUCUCGUGUACCCGGAGAAGCUGAGUGUUCGCGAUGCCCUGACCAAAGUCUUGAGACUUCCCUCUGUCGCCAGCAAGCGCUACCUCACCAAUAAGGUAAUGGGGAAACAUUAAUGGAUCUUUCUUCGU
Molecule: messenger RNA, 2197 nt
Organism: Aplysia californica (California sea hare)
Lineage: Eukaryota; Metazoa; Mollusca; Gastropoda; Aplysiida; Aplysiidae
Product: phosphoribosylformylglycinamidine synthase
Source: RefSeq, a predicted model, not a curated record